This is a messenger RNA of Catharus ustulatus (Swainson's thrush), 8084 nucleotides long. RefSeq names its product cell cycle exit and neuronal differentiation 1 (gene CEND1). NCBI's taxonomy places the organism in Eukaryota, Metazoa, Chordata, Aves, Passeriformes, Turdidae. Bases 281 to 670 code for a protein of 129 amino acids. The record is from RefSeq and is a predicted model, not a curated record. Gene Ontology annotation, biological process: cerebellum development; cerebellar granular layer maturation; radial glia guided migration of cerebellar granule cell. The transcript is spliced from 2 exons.
GAGGUGCAUUGUGGGAAACUCCCAAGUUUCCCCCCCACCUCUGCCUGUCUCCCUCCCUCCUCUCUGCGCAAGAGCCAGCUCCCAAGGUGUGACUCGUCCGGCCGGAGGACAGAGGUGCUGUACCAUGUCCAGGUAGGACACUGCCAGCAGAACAAGCAUCCCAAGACCACCGCUCCCAGGCCUUGAGCUCGGGUGGCUCCUCUGCUUCCUGCAGCAGCCGGGCAAGGGAGAAGAGCUGGGAUAGCCCCGCGUAUCCAGUCGCUGCCCAGAGCACCCCAGGAUGGAUUCCAAAGGCAACGUCCGAAGCGGAAACAAACCCGACGCCAAGGCCGCCAGCUCCGGGAAGCCGGAAAAACCCAACCCUGGGCCUGCCACGAAUGCAGACAAGAAGGAGGCCCCCAAAGAGCAGCCUGCUCCUGCCACGGCCACCAAGAAGGCGGGCGGUGAUGCCAUCGCCAACAACCACAGCAACCUGAAACCCAGCCCCGCCGCCACGGAGACGCAGGAGGCCGGCGGCCAGUCCCCUGACUCUGACCACAAGGGAAACAGCUCCGAGGAGUCACCGGGCAGCUUCUUCGACAACAUGAAGCCCUUGAUCAUCGUCGGAGGAGUGGCGGUGGCUGCACUGGCUGUGAUUGUGGGAGUGGCAUUCCUAGCCCGGAAAAAAUGAAGACCGAGACGGGGUGGGGAUGAGGAACCCAGCCCAGCUGUACAGCUUCUUUUGAGACAAAUGCAUGCAGAGAAAUUCUAUACAUAGCUAUAUAUAUAGAGAGUGAGCUAGAUAGGUCAACAACAAACACCAACUGCAACUCCAGGGUCUUGGUCAAGACAACUGUGCCAGUCUGACCCGCUGUGGGUAACUCCAUGCACUCAGUGUGUUCUUUCAUGUAAUAUAUCUUGGCUUAUACCGCUGUGUAUAGAUUACAGCUUCUCCUGAUCGGUGUAAAUGACGGUGUCCCCUCCCCUCCCCUGCUGUCCUCCCUGGGAGACACCCCCCUUCCCCCUUGCAGUCCCGUUUCCAAGUCCAAAGUGUUCUACGUCCCAUUCGGAGUCCCGGUUUGUGUUUUGGUUUCUGUUUGGUUCUGUUUUAACUUGGGCUGUGGUAAAGAAGAUGGAAGGGGAGUGCUAAGGCCCAGCUCGCCUGUCCCGCUGAGCUGGGGGUGUUUUUCCAGCCCCCCAGGUCAAGGGAAGCACAGUGGCAGGGAAGAGGCAGCUCCCUGACGCAGCAGCCACUGGUGAUCCCUAAUCCUUGUCUGUGUAUCUGCUGCUCACCAUCCCACCUUGGAACACCUGCCUGGGAAGUGCUCUGGAGGAACCAGGGUGGCUGCAGAGCCGAGUGUGAGCCUGGGAUGUCACAUUAGGUCACUCUUCUGGCUGAGCAGCCAGCGGGACAGUGACCAGAGGGGCUGUGCUGUGGCCUGGAGAAGUCCCAUUGCAGCCCUCAGGAUCCCAGGGCUCGCCAGAGUCAUGUGGGCAGCGUUUGGGAUAGAGAGACUUUGUUUUGGAUCUAGUAUUUCAUAAAGUUAGGCUGGGCUUUGCAGGGUGCUGUGGCCUCAAUCCAAGCUCCCUCGAGGCUGGCUGGACUAUUUGUGUUCAUUUUUUUGGCUUUGGAUAAGGCCUUUCACUGGAUUUUUUUCCCCCACUGAAGGCUGUGGUCUCAGCACAUGGGAAAACAGGAAAAGGGGGAGACAUGAGCUGGUGUUAGGGGCAGAGAGAACCUGGGACCCCAGGAGAGUGACACUGACCUACCUGCUUUAUACCAGGGAAACCCCUUUCAAGGGCACUGGAGUUUGUCCUGGGUAGGUUUCUUACUUCCCUCUUGUGACAGUGGUAGCAGGGAUUUGUAACUCGUGCACACGUUGGAAAUUGAAACAAAUUCCCAGCCCUUGGGAGCAGCCUGAUUUCAUGGGUGAGUACCUUGGCUCUAAAGCCAGACCUUGUGAGGGGGAGGAGAGAGGGUGUUUAGUGCUUUGGCUGAUGCUUAUCACUAAACAGGAAGAGGUGAGGAGAUCUGCCUCUGAAAGCUUCCAUUAGGCUUCUCUUGGCUGCUGCAAAACAGAGUGUUGUAAAUACCCCUUUACAUUUGGGUUUAAAUUGGGUCAGAGAUUAGAUGAGGUCCAAUGGGAGCUCGGCAGCAGCCACAGCCCAUGGGCAGGGGCAGGAGUGAUGAGUAGAAAGAGGCUGUGACACAGUGGGGUGAGUUCUGCUACAGAGCCCAUUGUGCACCUUUAACUGAGAUGGAUGCAUGGAUGAAUUCAGGGGCUGCAGGGAUAGAGGGAGGUGUGCAUUCCUCAGGUGCUGCCUAGGCAGUGUCUGCCUCUGGCACAGUCCCUGGAUGGGACAGUGAGGGGGCAUAACCUGACCUGGCAAUUCUUCUCCUGUCUGUCUUAUUUACCUCCAAAUCUGACCUGCUGAACGCACAUGGUCUUGGAAUGCAUGGCUACUCCUAUGGUGAGCUCAGAAAAUAUUCCCAAAGGUGUAUGGCCUUAGGGAAUAUCAGACACCGUGUCCUGGUGCAGUUGGAGGUUGAUGCCUCCACCUUUGCCAGCACAGAGACUGGAACAGGAGUGUUGGGCCCACGGGAGUUUUGGGAAGCAGGGCUACAGCUCCAGGUGAGAUCCUGGUAGCCUGAAGCACUCUUGGCAUGAGCUGUGGAUGUGUCUCCCUGCAGCAGUGUGUCACUUACAGCCUGGGGAAGGGUUAGAAGCAGAAGGGUCCUCCUCUCCCCUCAGAUUUCUGCAGCACAACUUCACAGGGAAAUUUUCACAGGGAGUUUUGCUUACAUUGCUCAGAAGGAAGGGAAAUCGGCCCCUCCUGUUCUGGUUCAUAUUUUGCCAAGUAGGGUAGUGAUUUUCAGGCAGUGACUUCUGUUUUCAAGAGAGGUUUCUACCUUUCCUGUCCCCUCCCUCCCUCUCAGCUCUGGCCUAGGAUUGUUUUUAGCAGUGUGUGACGUUAGGCGCAGCAUCUAUCUGUUCUGCCCUGACCACAGAUCAGGGCGUAGAUAGAUCGGGGGAGGAAAGUGAAGCACCUGCUUCGCUCAAGUCUCCAGUUUUACUUUCUAAAAUGUUUUAAUUUCCUUGUCUUCACCUUUGGCAACAGAAGAGGGGAAAAACAGUUCUCAGCCAAUGGCCUUAACCUUUUCUCCAUCUCCAAAUCCUGCCUGCCCUUAGAGCACUUGGAUGCAAGGCCACCAAUUUCAUCCAGAAAUGCCACAGAGGUGGUAAUGGGGCUGCAGCUCCUCAUCAGGGUACGUCACUCAUCCGAGCCCUCCCUGCACGGCAAACCUGGUAUGUCCUGUUUGAAAGGGAUUUUUGAAUGUGAUCUGUCCUGUUCCCAAGGGAUUUCCCACUUCCUGUGGCCACUUACCAGUCUGCUGUCCAGGUUCAGCACCUGGAACCCACCUCUUUGGCAGUCUGGUUUGGAAAACACCUGUCUGUGUCUGUGUGUGUGUACAAACCUUUGUGUUGUAUUGCUGCAGUCUGGGAGGGGGAGAGAAUCCAAGCUGGAGAUGCCCCUUCCUUUGCUCCCUGCAUUCACACCAAGUGUCUGUGAUGUCUUUUCUGUGCCAUUCCCACCACGCCAUGCAGCUCCUGAGUUCCUUUCCAGUCCCGGUUUCUCCUCAGUGCAAGGAAUGUCUGGCUGGUGAAGUGCUGAGUGUGUGGUGUGCUCUGAGCCCCGAGCCCCUGCUCCCACCCUGGGUAGUUGUGUGGGCUAUUUGCUUUAAAAUGAGGCACUCUUAGACUAUCCUGGACUGUGCUGUAGCGCUUUUCCAAGCGUGGGUCUAGUGUCAGCGCCGCAGCCCUGACUUGCAAACACCUCCUGUCCUGCCUUACCGUGCCAGGCUGUGCAGUGCUUUUGUUCUGAGCCAAAAAAUGUCCAGCGAGCACCAGGCCGAGGGAGCAGAUCCCCCUCUCUCAGCCCCAAAUCUGUCGAAGCAGAAGGCUGAAAUGACUGACCUCGCUGUGCUAAAUAAAUAGUUGUCUUUUCUCGUACUGAGCACACGCCGUUAUUUGCUUGAUGUCCUUCUUUGUGUGGUUUUUGUGGUAUGAAGUCCUUCCAGUGACAUCUCCGUGGGGAGAGUGAAUCGACACUUAAAACUAAUCAGUCUGUGCUUGGGGUUUGAAGAGAUCUAGAUUGCUAGUUUACUCUUUUGAUCAAGUAGAUAAAUUAAAUAUUGGCAAAACUAAUUUCAGACCUUUCAGCUUAUCGCCAAAACUCUUGAUUGAAUCACUGCACCCAAUCUCAAUCUCUUUUUAGGGAACCAUAAAUUUUAGUUGAAUAUAAAGAUGUCAUUUUGCUGUCUUGGACAACUCAGUAGAAGGUUUUUGCUGCUUCUAUUUUAAGAGAGAUGAAAUGGAUUAUGCUUCUGCUUCCUCUUCCUACUGAUUUAAUACCCUGUAGAUAAGUCCUGUUAUUCCUAACAGUGCUGCAGCAGGAUUGAAAACAAAUCUGGCAGCCAGGGGAUAAUGCAGCAGCAUUUUUGGGAGGGUAAGAACACAUUCCUGCAGGUGCUGUUUGCCUGGGAUUCACAGCACUCAACAGUCACUUGCCCUGAAGCAUUUCUUAGUUCCCUCUAAGAAAUUGGUGAUAAAUUAAACAUCCAUUUGUGUCUCUGAUGGACUAAAGUUUGAAGGCUGAUCCACAGAAUACUGACAACAAGGGGAAUUUUUCCAUUGGCUUCACCAUGCUCUGGCUUUAGAGUUCUUGUUGGCACCAGGGAUAUGAUCACAGGUCAUCAUAAAAUCAUCUCAUUUACACAAUCAUUUUUAAAUUGACACAAACAUUUUUUAGGCUCAGCAUGAGGGAAUCUCUUCUCUGAGGCAGCUCUGCUUAUACUGGCAUCAGGAUUUGUAUAUGAACAACAGCAGUGCAACCAAAAACCCCUGGAGCUGGUGAGAAAUUAUUUAUGCCUUAAAAUAUUCUCGACUUUUCCUGGAAAUGCUACUGGGGUUUAGAAUUCAGCAGCCUUCUAUCUAUUCUUAGAAUUGGUUGAAAAUAACAGUACUGGAGAUUGGAGAGAAAAAACGAUUCUUUGAGAAAUACACCAAAAAAGGAAGGCAAUGAAAAAAUAUGUUUGAAAGGUGAAAUUCCUGGAAUUUCAAUCAGACCCAUGGAAAGCUUCAAGUCCAUGAAGAUUCUGAGAGGGUGCAAGGAACAGGGCAGAGAAGUGGAGAGAAAAAGUACUAUUUAAUUAUCUUAAUAGCUUUGGUAAGGACAUGCUAACUUUUAUAUCCUCUUCCUCCUUUUUUUUUCCUCAGAAAAAGGCAAAAAUGACGAGCUCUCGUGCCAUGUAAAUUAACCUCUGCUAGUUGCCUUUUCCAGAUGAAUUCCUGCUGGCUCUGUGCAAUGUUAAAGGGUUAGAAGGAUACCUGAGGUUUUCUACAACCAACUUUGCAUGAUUAAGGGGCUUGCCAGGAUUUUAGGAGGGGCUGUGCUCUUUUUCCACGUGUUUUGCUAUGACAAGGACUGGAAAUGCAGCUUGCUCACACUUCCAUCCUCCUGGUGCAUCCUUCAUGCUGGAGCAGGAAUGCUGAUUCCCUUCCCAGGUCUUGCUGUGGUGUCAUUCCCUUCACCAAGAACUGGGAGAGGUCUGUAGGAACAGGAAGCAGCAUCACAUCACGUUCAUGAGCUGGCUGCAGUUCUGCUGCACAGGUUGGGCAUUUCCUGCCACGAAGAGGAAUUGGCUUUGAUCUGGAGCACAACAGUUCUGUAUUCCAGUAAAUUCUCAUUGCAGGACGUUGGAAUUGGGAAUAUAUCCUGCUAUUUACACUGGAGGUAUUUGGUCCUUUACUCUUUGGGGGAGAAAUCUGCUGAUGCUGAGGAUCUGUUGGGACAUUUUGGUCUUAUGAGUGAUGCUCUACUGGCAGCCCCAAAAAGCCUUGGAACCUGUGUCCCCAUCCAGCAACCCUUGGGGGAUUUAAUCCAUGGAAUAAAGUGGGUUUAUGGUGACUUUUUCCUCUUACUUUUGAGACUGUGAGUCCAGCCCUGUAACCUGCUUUCCUUUUAAAUUCCAUAAUUCCUGGGAUGUUUGUUCACACCAGAUCUUCAGCUGCUACAAACUACAGGGUUCCAUUGGUUUCUGAUCUGAUUAAUUCCUCCUUCUUUCCUCCUUCUUUGGCCACUGAGCUGUAUUCCCUUUCCUUUCCCUACUUUCUUCCUGGGUAGCUCUGCAGAUGUGGCCUCUACCCAUAGCCCAAGGCUGGGGCAGAUUUCGGGUUGGCUAAGGCAGGUUUUGGGUGGUCCCCCAAAAAUACAGGCAGUGCUGGGCCCCCAGAUUGUGUGUCACAGCAGGGAAUGUGUGAAGCUUUGUUCUGCCCUCACCUUUGAGGGUCUAAGUCUGCAAGAGGCUGAGUGCUCAUCUGCUACAGGAUUUGUCAGGGAUCACAAAUCCCCAGGAAGGUCCUGUUCUUGUCCUUCCCUGUCAGUCAGAUAGAGAACAGUAGGACUUCCGGGCCUCUAAAACUCACAUUUCAUUCGAUUGACUGUAAUAGGCCUCAAAAUCUUGUGAGAGAUCAGAGCUUUUGGCUUUCCAAAUUCAUGAGUUUGGAUCUACCUUGUGCUAAGGCUCUGCUCCCUCUUCUGGACAGUGUGCGCUUGGAUAUGCAGUACCCUGGGACUCGUGCCCUCUGCUCUUUGAUGCUCUUCAAAUUAAAUAGAUUUUUUUUAUGCUGAAAAGCAUAACUUGGGUUAAGUAGGCUUUGGACUGGCUGUUCCCAUUUCCCUUUUGCUUGUUCCCAGCUUGCAAUUCUCAAACAGUUCCAUCACCUUUCCAUUUCUCAGCCCCAGUGCAGCAUCCCAAGCAUGAAUGUACAGGUUCUUUCUGUCUGUGUGAUGAUGCUGCAGCACCAAAGCUCCCACCAGGACAAGAGGAAUCUUUAAUCACCUUUCCAACAGUCAAGUGCUACAUCGUAUCCCUGGUUUUGCCAUGGCUGCUUCAAGUAGCCAAGCUUCUGAGGCAAGCUGAUGAGAACAAGGGUGCCACACAAUUUUGUUUGGUUAAAAACCAACCAACCAACAAGGGAAUAAUUUGGCUUUACUGAGUUUUGAGCAGCCCUUCAUAACCCUGGUGCCUUUUCCCAGGACUGUUUCAACUGAAGCCUUUAAAAGUUUCAGUUUCACCUCCCCAGGAAACCAACUCUCUUCCAGUGGUAGGUGCAAGUUGGCUGUAAGUUUGUGGAGGAGCUAAAAUUCCUCCACAAGGAGAAAGGGAACUCGAAGGUCAGAUUACAGGGGAUUUUUAUUUUGUUUUUGGUUUGUUUGGAUUCUGUUACUUCUCCAGGGACUGAUCCAAAGCCCUUGGAAGUCAGACUGAAAUGCCUGCUGUUCCUUUGGAAGCCUCAGGCACAUUUCCAACGACAUCAGUGGGUUUUGAGUCAGCUCCUGAGUGUGCUUUCCAAUUUCCAAAUGACAGGAAUUUUCCAAGUGACACCUUGAUUUCUUCCCUGUACAACCAGACCUGCUUGUCACUUACACGUCUUUACCUGUGUUCAACAUACAGGUUUGGGGUAUUUUUUUUUGCUCUCAGAAACAAUAUGCUGCUAGACACAUUUCCUGGAGGGAAAUGGACACCUACCUACACACAAAGCUAUCCAGCUAAUUUAUACCUUGUUGAAUUUAUAAUCUUGUCUAUGCUUCUAUGGACACUUUGUAUGGGCUGCAGCUCAAAUCCUAAAAUAGUCAAGAAUUUUUUCCUUUCCCAUAUAGUAUUCUAUUUACUUUGACUUUGAAAACAAAAAAAGCGUAUAAAUGCAAUAAUGCAGGUAGACUAGAAAUACUAGAUUGAAAAUUUAAAGUAGUUUAGCUUGUCCCAUUGUGACUGACAGUGUUGUACGACACCCAACGCUGUACCCUGACAUUUUCCAGGCUUUCUCCGUAGCUGAAUCUAGUAUUAGCUUUGGAAACCCAUUGUGUGAGUGGUGGGUGGAUGGGUCGGAAUCGUGUGCUCUCUACACACUGUAUGUUACUCACAUCACAAGCUGUAUGGCCACUCCAUAUGCUGUGAAACUGUAAAUGAUUCCCAAAUACACCUGUAACUCUUACCAGGAUUGUGAGAAAUAAACUAUAUAUAGAUAUAUAUACACACA